Messenger RNA from Stylophora pistillata, 749 nucleotides. Its product is annotated as THO complex subunit 1-like. Lineage: Eukaryota; Metazoa; Cnidaria; Anthozoa; Scleractinia; Pocilloporidae. Gene Ontology annotation, molecular function: protein binding. Gene Ontology annotation, biological process: regulation of apoptotic process; signal transduction. The record is from RefSeq and is a predicted model, not a curated record.
CUCAGAUUGGUGAGAUCAGACCUGCUCAGUUAUUUAUCACGGAUCAGCUUCAAAUUUUUUCAGUUUGAACGAAAACGGCGAUGAUGGCAAAUGGGGAAGCAAGUGAUGCACCUCUUGAAAAACCGUUGAGUGACAAGCAUAGGCAUAUUUUGAAAAACGUAGAAGAGGCCCCUUCAAGAGAUAUGGAUCCAGAAGAAUUAUUACGGAAAAUGGCAGCUGUUAAAGUAUUAUUUACCCAAUCUGAAGCAGAGAAAAUAAAAGCGAAACAAACACGAUCGGGAAAAUGCGAGGAGUUGCUAGAGAUUUUAUCAAGGAAGGGUGAGAAAGCCUAUCAAAUAUUCAAGAAAGUACUCCGAGACGUUCACCCACCCCUUGCAAACAUAAUUUUGGAACGUGAAAGCAUGGACCUGGGAAGGGAUGAAAAACCAGAGCAAGCUGACAGAGCAAGACCGGUACCUGACUCGACUGAAAUAAAAAAACUGCGUGAGAAAGUUGUUACUUUGCAAGGAUGCAUGUCAAUUCAGGAUGACGCGGGAAACUGUUGGAGGGAACUUGGAGCAUAUCUUCAAAUACCAGAAGGCGAACUUUGCAAUAUAGAAAAACAGCACCGAUUAGCAAAAGAUAGUGGAUAUGCAGUACUUCAAUCAUGGAGGAAUAGGAAAGGGAGUGACGCAACUGUAGGAUGCCUUUCCGACGCCUUUGAAAGUAUUGGUAAAAAAAGGAUUGCAGAAAAGUUGUUAGGUGUGUAA